Messenger RNA from Vicia faba (fava bean), 468 nucleotides. NCBI's taxonomy places the organism in Eukaryota, Viridiplantae, Streptophyta, Magnoliopsida, Fabales, Fabaceae. The record is from the annotation of a GenBank genome assembly.
AUGGAUGGAAAAAAUAACAACAAUUGGAUUGUUAAGAAUGAUGAUGAUCAUGAUGUAACUGAUUCAAUUUUCAAUGGCUCUUUGACAAAAGAUUCAAUGUGUUCAUAUUUUUCUUCAUCGGAAAUGGAUGAUGAUGAUGAUGAAGCGUCAUCCUCUUCACCUUCAUCAUCAUCAAAUUUAAACGGUCCUUUAUAUGAACUAUCAGAGCUCAUGAAUCAUCUUCCUAUAAAGAGAGGAUUGUCAAUGUAUUAUCAAGGAAAAACACAAUCUUUUGGUUCUUUAGCAAGAGUGGAAAGCAUAGAAGAUCUUGCUAAGAAAGUAAAAUCAAAUUACAGAAAUAAAGUGAAACCAUGCAAGAGGUUUGGUUUGUGCAAUACAAAAGCAACAAUAGCAAAGAAAUCUCCAAGAGAAUCUUGUUUAUCAGUAAUAAUUUCUAGAAGAAAGAGGUUCCUUGGAGAAUCUAGCUAG